Molecule: messenger RNA, 941 nt
Organism: Closterium sp. NIES-67
Lineage: Eukaryota; Viridiplantae; Streptophyta; Zygnematophyceae; Desmidiales; Closteriaceae
Source: the annotation of a GenBank genome assembly
GCUGGCACUUUGAGGUACGACCCCCAGACUGCCCGCUGGGCCUGCUUGGCCAAUCUCAUCACUCCACGCAGCUUCUUUGGCUCCUGGUCUGCCCGGGGAGAAAUCUUCGUGGCGGGCGGCAAUGCGGCAGAGCUUGAAGAGAUCAAAUCAGCGGAGGUCUUCCAGCCAGAGAGUGACAUGUGGCAGUCCAUCCCACCUCUGCCCUCGGCACUGUCCAGCUUUGGGGCGGCGUGCUUUGGCGGGACUCUGUUUCUGACGGAAGGGUGGCAGUGGCCGUUCCACUUCUCACCUCGUGGAUUCUCCUGUCCUCUUUAUAAGCUCUUCCGGGAUAAGGGAAGGGAGGACCUUAGUGCGCCAGGUAGAACGGGAGAAGUUUCGGGAGGUUGGAGAGGAGCGGAGGGAGGGGGAGAGGGAGGGGAGACGUAGGGUAGGAGAGAUUCAAGGAUUUGAAAACCCUGGGGGAGAGGCAGCAACAGGAGUUGGUGAGCGUGGUGGGAGGAGGGCAUUGGAAGGCAGUGAUGAGGCUGUCGCAGCAGCUGAAGCAACUGAGGAUGUGGAUGUGGAAGGGCCGUGGGAGUCCAUGCGCGAGGGGCAUGGCGGAGGGGUGGACAGGAGUGGGUGCCGUGGUGCACGGGACGCUUGUCACGCUGGUGCAGGAGGGGCAGACGCGCAGCCUCUUUUCCUAUUGCCCGGGUACUGACAAGUGGCAGCAGCUCAUUGGCCCACCAUUGCCCCUAUUCCUGCGCCCACCCCUGCGUAUAACCGUGGAAGAAUGGGGCGUGCAGAGGGAGAGUGGCAAUGGCUACACAUAUGAGGAGACUAGGCUCCGGGUUGACUGGUUGUAGCAACGAGGAGAUGUUUCUUCGUCAAAACUUGCUCCAGAUGCAUGUGUUGUUGUAGUGAUGUGAUAUUCUUGAUUCAGUUAUGUCAAUGCAAGCCUU